GUUUCCGUACGUCUUUCAUAAACCAAAUUGACACGGAAGUCCCGCCCCUUUCACCCCUCGCUGGCAAGUUGUGCUCCUGUGUUCAACCAACACAGCAACAUGCCUCGUAAAAUUGAAGAAAUCAAAGAUUUCCUGCUCACGGCCAGGAGGAAGGAUGCUAAAUCCGUCAAGAUCAAGAAGAACAAGGACAAUGUGAAAUUCAAGGUGCGCUGCAGUAGGUACCUGUACACUCUGGUCAUCACCGACAAGGAGAAGGCCGAGAAGCUCAAGCAGUCACUUCCCCCAGGUUUGGCUGUAAAGGAACUGAAGUGAAGACCAUCCAAGUGUACAGAAAACGUGUUGUAAUAAAAGU
Molecule: messenger RNA, 352 nt
Organism: Anguilla anguilla (European eel)
Lineage: Eukaryota; Metazoa; Chordata; Actinopteri; Anguilliformes; Anguillidae
Gene: rpl38
Product: ribosomal protein L38
Exons: 5
Coding region: 100-312 (70 amino acids)
Biological process (GO): translation; protein-RNA complex assembly
Cellular component (GO): cytosolic large ribosomal subunit; ribosome
Molecular function (GO): structural constituent of ribosome
Source: RefSeq, a predicted model, not a curated record